Monascus purpureus is the source of this 387-nucleotide messenger RNA. NCBI's taxonomy places the organism in Eukaryota, Fungi, Ascomycota, Eurotiomycetes, Eurotiales, Aspergillaceae. The record is from the annotation of a GenBank genome assembly.
AUGUCGGAUGCUAAGGAUGUCACCAUCGAUUCAGCUCCGGGACCCCUGCCGUCCACGGAGAAGUCGUCCAUCGUCUUCAAUAGCAACGCGGUCGAUACUCCUCCCGCCAUUGGGGAGCUGACAUUUGAGGAAUACACAAGUGGCGGAUUGGGUCGCCAUCUGGGUGUCUUUUCGACAAUCUGCUUGAUGUAUGCUAUCCCCCGGAGUACUCUGAAGUAUACCAACAAGAGAACAGAGUUGGCCGCAUCAUUGGAACUGGCAUCUUCUCUACCCCCGCCUCCGUCACAGAUAGUGUGGGAAGUGUCGGUGCAUCGUUGCUUCUCUGGGUCCUCGGACUGCUCCUCGCCGGUGCUGGUUUAUGUGUCUGGCUUGAGUUUGGAUGCAUGA